AUGCCUGGAGAAGACAAUGGGAGAGCGACUCACGACCAAUGGCAGGAAGUACUCCAAAUGGCCAGUAUCAAUCAGAAAUCGCUAGGCUUUGAACAAGCAACGGGAUAUGUACUGACAGCUUACAUGAUGGGGAAAAGCUCUGAAUUCCAAUUCAGGAGAAAAAAGAAAGCUGGAGGAGCAGCUAAACCGAAGAAAACUGCCGCCGCUACCAAACGUUUUGCUACCGGUGAAAAGGCAAAAUCUGUAAAGAAAGAGUCUAAUGCUAAAAAUGCCGCAUCAAAGGCAGAGAAGAAGCCAGCCAAGGCGAAAAAAGUUGAAAAGAAGUUCUUACCAAAAACUGCGUCAUCAUCCGUAGUUCCGACUUCCGCAGAGGCUAAAGCAAAAACACCAACCAAGGCGAAGGAAUCAAAUAAAGGAAGUCCUACGAAAAAACCAAAGGCACCCAAGCCGAAAACAGCCAAGGCUGCAGCAAGUUCACCAAAAGCUAGAAAGGCUGCUCCUAAGAAGAAGAAGUAG
This is a messenger RNA of Diabrotica virgifera virgifera (western corn rootworm), 516 nucleotides long. RefSeq names its product histone H1.4-like. Lineage: Eukaryota; Metazoa; Arthropoda; Insecta; Coleoptera; Chrysomelidae. The coding region runs from base 1 to 516 and encodes 171 amino acids. The transcript has 2 exons. The record is from RefSeq and is a predicted model, not a curated record.